GAUCGCGCCGUAUACUGUACAGUCGACGCUCGCGUCGCGACAGACCAAUCGGCGAGUGCGAAGAUUACGACGACACGAAAGAAUAUGUUCGGGUAAGGCGGGACGCGAGCUUUCGCAUAACAAGACGUGCGUCCACAACGGCGGCACCUUAUAGUCUCGAAUAAUAACAAUAACGAUACAUAUAUUGUCGUUGUACGGACGUGUCGCGUUUCCGGCAUAAAGUCCGUCCGCCCGUCCGAUUUCGUGUGCCGUAUAAUACAUAUCCUAUAUAGAGACCGGAAGCGCUUGACGCCGCCGCCAUGGAACAGUUGAACUGGAUGGCGGAAUACGCUGCGUUCGUCAUCAUGCUCGGGCUGUCCGUCGUCAUCGGCCUGUACUACGGGUGCGUCUCCAAACAGAACACCGUCUCCGAUUACCUGUUAGGCGGCAAGCACAUGUCCGUCUUUCCGAUCACCAUGUCGCUGGUCGCAAGUCACAUUUCUGGCAUAACGCUGCUCGGAGUCCCAUCUGAGAUAUAUAGCAAUGGAACACAAUACUUGAUUGUCGGUGUGGUUAACAACAUAAUUGUCAUCUUCACGGUCAUAUACAUUUAUUUACCCGUUUUUUACGAUCUUCAGUUGACAUCAGUAUACGAGUAUUUGGGAUUACGAUUUGAUUCCAAUAUCCGUGGAUUGUCGUCACUCAUCUUCGCCGUGCACCUAAUACUGUACAUCCCUGUUGUGAUAUACAUACCAGCAUUGGCGUUCAAUCAAGUUACAGGACUCGAUGUGCAUUUAAUAACCCUGGUCAUUUGCGUCGUUUGUAUAUUUUAUACCACCAUCGGCGGACUGAAAGCAGUAGUGUGGACAGAUGCGAUUCAAAGUAUUUUCACAGCCGUUUCAAUCAUGAUCGUGAUCAUAUUGGGAGCUAUACAGGUCGGAGGGUUCGGAAACAUGAUCAGAGCCAACCAAGAAGGAGGCCGAAUAGAAUUUUUUAAGAUGGACCCAAAUCCGUUUUUGAGAAAUACUUUUUGGACCGUCAGCAUAGGCACGACGUUUCAAUGGCUCGCAUCACUGGGCAUUCAUCCGGGAGCCGUUCAACGUUUUGUAGCAUUGCCCACGUAUGCGAAAGCUCGAAAAGCUGCGAUUUUCUUUGUUCUGGGUAUGGCCGUCGUUAAACUCUUGACCGGCGCUAUAGGAAUGUUGAUCUACGCCAAGUACAAAGACUGCGAUCCCUUGAUGGCUAAUUACAUAGACAACGACAGGAAAUUAGUGCCGUAUUAUGUGAUGGACGUGGCCUCGAAAUUUCCAGGACUCACCGGUCUAUUCGUUUCCGGUAUUGUUAGCGCUGCCUUGAGUACAAUGUCAGCGCAGAUUAACACUGUGUCCGGUACGAUUUACGAAGAUUUCAUAGUGAAAAUGAUGGGCAUAACAGUGACCGAUUUGAAGGCCAGCGUUAUUAUGAAGUGCAUCGCAGUGAUCAGCGGUUUCAUAUGCGUGAUCUUGGUGUUUGUGGUUGAAAAAUUGAACGGAAUCCUUCAAAUGUCAAUCAGUCUGGGCAGUGUGACGAGUGGAGCGUUAUUGUCAGUAUUCACGUUAGGGGUUUGUUUUCCGUGGGCAAACUCCAGAGGAGCGAUGUGUGGGAUGUUAACUAGCUUGGCUGUCAUGGCUUGGAUAGUUGCUGGAGCUCAGUUCGCCAUAUACAACAACGAAUUGAAGUUCGUCGAGAAGGACGUUUUGAUAUCCGGAUGUCCCGCCAACACAACGUUCAGAAAUCAUACAGAUUUUUCAGGGUUAAGUCGGUUGAACGAAGACGUGUAUGCGAGUCCAAAUGUGUGGACAAUUUAUACAGUUUCAUACAUGCACUACAGUACCAUCGGCACUUUGGUUGGGAUCGCCGUCGGACUUGCCGUCAGCCUGCUGUUCCCCACAGACGAGAACGUAGAUCCCAGACUGCUAACGCCCUGUAUACGGAACUUUGUGUAUCCGAAGUACAUGGCCGAGACGGUGCCGAAGAACGGUAAAACCACCCACAACAAGACAGAUACGUACGAACCAGUGUCUCAGGAAACCAAACUAUGACGCAUGACGUGUAUUAACGACCGUAUAGUUCCACCCGACUUGAAUAUAGUGUUUUAUCUUUAAUAUAAUAUUAUACGGAAAAUAAUAACAAUAAGGCUCGUUUUUUUACUACUUGGAAAUAAUGUAUACCUACACAAUUUUACUAUCGAUUGCGUUUUUACACAUUAAUAAUCAAAAUAAUGUUUAUGUUAAAAAAAUAGU
This is a messenger RNA of Metopolophium dirhodum (rose-grain aphid), 2261 nucleotides long. RefSeq names its product sodium-coupled monocarboxylate transporter 1-like. Gene Ontology annotation, biological process: sodium ion transport; transmembrane transport. Lineage: Eukaryota; Metazoa; Arthropoda; Insecta; Hemiptera; Aphididae. Gene Ontology annotation, molecular function: symporter activity. Gene Ontology annotation, cellular component: membrane. Bases 300 to 2060 code for a protein of 586 amino acids. The transcript has 11 exons. The record is from RefSeq and is a predicted model, not a curated record.